This is a messenger RNA of Penicillium macrosclerotiorum, 4047 nucleotides long. Its product is annotated as HECT domain protein. Gene Ontology annotation, biological process: protein polyubiquitination. Lineage: Eukaryota; Fungi; Ascomycota; Eurotiomycetes; Eurotiales; Aspergillaceae. The transcript is spliced from 3 exons. The coding region runs from base 1 to 4047 and encodes 1348 amino acids. The record is from RefSeq and is a predicted model, not a curated record. Gene Ontology annotation, molecular function: ubiquitin protein ligase activity.
AUGACCAGGCUCCGCGGAGCUUCUCUCGACAAUCCAGACAUCGCCCAGCCUAGUGGUGGGCGACCUCAAUAUUGUCGGUCAAAGAUCCCUCCAAAUGCUCCUGAGGUUGUGAUACAGAACACCACCGAUGUGUCAGAUCCUUUGCGGAUCCUGCCGUGGUAUCGGGAUGAGCGACGGAGGCGAUACAAUGUACUGGUGCGCAGAUACAAGAACCAGUUACUUCACGGAUGUGACGAUCCAGGCUGCCAUACACCUACUUGCGCCAGUCGUCGCCGCAGAGUUAGCGAAGGCCCAUAUCGCCGGUACACGGAACUAAGCGCGCGAACCCUGGCCUGCUAUCUCGCCAGCUUGGACGACGCGGAGAGUGGUCUUUGUUGCAAUAACCCGAGAUACUCUUCCGAGUUGUCGAUUCAUGACUACCACCGCAUCUCCUUACAACGAUCUCGUGCACUUCGAGCGCAGGCCGCCGUCACGACCUCGCAUCCGACUUAUACAGCCGACGACGAUCGGAUCGAACCAGCCAACGAGUCUACCCAGAGGCUCCCGCCGAGACCCCGAGGUAGUUAUACAUCGGCAACCGAGGAUGCCAUAGGCUCAACAUCCUCUGCCAAUAUCCAUCCCAACACCUAUGAUUUCCAAGAUCUUGACUACGCUGCCGAACAACCCCUCAAAGAUCCCAAAUCCUUUACGCAGAACCUUUUCGACACAUUAUCAUUGCGUAUGGUUGAAUGGCUCCCUUUGAGGAGAACACCGGAUGCUUUACCUUUGAAAACACAACCAGAUCUCCCGCUCAGCGGUAAUGAGCCACCAAAUUCAGAGAAACAGCAGCAUGAGCAAGAAAUGGAGACCAGUAAACCUCCAAAGAUACAGGCUACACAUCAUACACCGUCACACACACAGCCACCUCCACCUCGAACCCCCUCCUCUCGAUCAUCAGGAGCUCAACCAUCGGCGGUUGAGCUGAAAUUUCAAAACCAGCAUGUCAAACGACUAUCUAUCACCGAAGUUGAUCAUUGGCGACAAUCCCCACGAUCUAGCCUAGAUGAAAAGAAGAAGCCUGAAUACAAGAACCGCAAAGUCUCCGUGAAUUCUCACCUUACCUCGAACGAAUUUCCAAGCAUCCCCUCUCCGCCGGCUUUGAAGCACCGCCCUCACAAACAUCGCGGAAGAGCAGGAGAUUCAGACACCAUGCGUCCGAAAGACCGAUCCAAAACCCAGCGUCGGGUUUCAUGGGACAGCGAAAAGAUAUUCAAUCAGACUUCUGUCGAAGCAAGCACAGAUAAUCUCCAACUUCAGGCACUUCACUCUGAAUUUGAUAUUGACACACCCACAAAUCGGAAGCCCAAGUCAAGCUCUAUGCGUCGCACGCCUGAUGUCAGGCCACUUGCUCAGACUGUGACUCAUUUAGAUGCGGAUAUUAUCGAUGGUCUUGGUCAGAUCAUGAUUGAAUCUGAGGAGGAUGCCGAGAUCUGGAGAGAAGAGCUCGAUCGUAUACAGUCCAUGGGAAGCUUUGACAAUCCCGACUGGCAAUAUGCAACAACUCGUCAGCGUCAGGCUUUCCCAUUUAUUGCGCAGAGUGUCUUUUUUGUGUUCAGCAGCGCGAGGCAGAUUCUCCAAUCAUUUGGGAAGGAUGCUCUGCAGCUAGAGACCUCACAUCACAAGGUGGUGGCCAGCCGACUAGAUAUCCCAAGACUUCGAGAAUCUUUGCAACGUCUCUUCAGCAUUUGCCCCUGGGACAUUGUUCUGCACAGCCUAUGGACCACUUUAGACAAGCUUUUCGUACCUCCGGAUGAUUUCACAUCAUCUGCCCGGCAUUCCCGCCGUUCAUCCCGAAGUUCCACCAUGGCUAGCUCCGCUUCCCCAGUCGUGCGACGUCUGUCUGAGUCGACCACUGAAGAUCAUUUGUCAGACGCGGACGCGGCUUACAUCGCCACUGUGGCUUUCUUUGUCUUGGUUGGCUCUGUUCCUGACCUUGACGCUCCCACUUGGCGUGGUAUUCUCCGAAUGCGUGCUGCAGGCACUGUCGCCUCAUCUGCUGAUAUGAGCAGGUUGGCGCCCGAACAUGCCCAGCAGGCUGUAGAGGCUACAGACAGGCUUGAACAUGAGCUGGCUCUCCGUCUGAUCAAUCGGCUGGUUCGAGGGUUGACUGCUAGACUUGCAUAUCAUGAAAUAUCCAAGGCACGUCAAGUAUAUAGCCUUGAUCUACCGAAGCAACGUCGAGUCAGUGUGCUUGACCGCAUCAUGGAUCAUCUGAGCGAGCAUCAACUGUCUAAGGACACCGCGGACAACAACGAAUCCUGUCAGUCGGCUGGCCCCACUGCUCUUAUUGUUGAGUGGCUCCGAACUCUCUUCUUACGCGAGUGGGAUGGGAAUCCUGAGAUGGCUCGUAGCAGCGCAGCCGGUGGCGCUAUACAAAUAAUUGCUUUGAUGUACAAGGAACGCACCAGGUUAGGACUCCUGGCAGAGGACUUCCAAACACCAAUCCUUGCGGAGCGGCUAGAUCCUCUGGAAAUGCCCGUAGCAUGGGUUGAGAACCUAUCCAAUAAUCGUACGAUGCAUCUUCUAUCGUAUCCAUUCCUGUUCCCGCCUUCCUUCCUCGUCAUCUAUUUCCGUGCUUUGAACUACUCCGCAAUGUCCAAGUACUAUGAAACCGCCAUGACGACGACCAGACAUGUUACACAAACUGCUUUUGGCAGCAUAUCGAUUCUCGAUGAUGCUGCGUUGUUGACUCGCAUGAAGAAAUCUAUGUCAACCUAUUUUGUUCUUGUUGUUCGUCGAGACAAUAUCUUAACCGAUGCUCUGAACCAGCUAUGGCGCCGAGAAAAGCGAGAACUAAUGCGCCCGCUUAAGGUUCAAAUGGGCAUGGAUGAAGGAGAAGAAGGGUUGGACCAUGGCGGUGUGCAGCAAGAAUUUUUCCGUGUACUCAUGAUGGAGGCACUGGACACUUCUUAUGGCAUGUUCACUAUGGAUUCUCGGCACCGUAUUUCUUGGUUCCGCCCUUGUUCUUUGGAGCCACUUUACAAAUUUGAGCUUCUUGGCCUUCUGCUGUCUAUUGCGGUGUACAAUGGUCUCACACUACCAAUCAAUUUCCCAAUCGCAUUCUAUCGCAAGUUGCUGGGGCUCAAGGUCAAGCAUCUGGACCACAUUCGAGAUGGGUGGCCUGAACUCAGCCAAGGCCUUGAGAUGCUUCUCUCCUGGAACGAUGGGGAUGUGAGCGAUAUCUUCACGCGCACCUACGAAUUCAGUUUUGAGUCUUUCGGCGGCGUGGAGAACGUCGACAUGUCGAAGGUUGGCCGCGACGCAGCAUGGCCCCUUCCAUCUAGACUUCCCAUUGCGAGUCCUCUAGGGGUUGCAUCAGCCUGGUCUGACGUUCCAAACUACUGUGACCCGGCAACUGUGAGCCCUCCGUCUUCCAUGGCAGCUGAAGCGGCGGACAUGACGCCAAGCGCGUCAGUCUCAGGCGAGCCUACAAAGUCGAUGGUGGACUCUUUGACGCUUCAAUCGCCUACGCCUCCCGGCGAGGAAGCCCCUCUUGUGACCAACCAGAACCGGCAUCAAUUCGUCAAAGACUACAUCUUCUGGCUCACUGACAAGUCUAUCCGCUCACAAUUCGAAGCUUUUCUCCGAGGCUUCCAUACCUGUCUUGAUCGAUCUGCCCUUUCGAUUUUCACUCCUGAAGCUCUGAAAGCCGUCGUGGAGGGCACGCAGGAGAUUGACCUGAAAGAGCUUGAAAAUCAUGCUCGGUAUGAAGGUGGCUUCGGACCAGACCAUCGUGUAAUUCGCGACUUCUGGAGUGUGGUUCAAAAGUACGCUCCCGAGAAGAAGGCCCAGCUCCUGGAAUUCGUCACUGCCAGUGACCGUGUUCCCGUCAACGGAGUAUCAAGCAUUAUGUUUGUGAUCCAGAAAAAUGGAGUGGGAGAUUUGCGUCUUCCCACUAGCCUGACCUGUUUUGGUCGUCUACUACUGCCAGAAUACUCGUCCAAGGAGGCACUGGCGGAGAAACUUGACAAAGCGCUUCAAAAUGCUCGAGGGUUUGGCGUUGCAUAA